AAACUUGAUCACACGAUAUCGUUUUUGAGUCCAGUGUAGGGCGCUACAUCUGAACAUCAGACUAGGACUAUGGCCUCACUCACGCUUCUAAGCAUUCCUCUACUGUUAGUGGGUCUACAACUUGCAGCUACACAAACAGAUGUGUCACGUUGUCCUAUCAACCUACAGAGGGGACCUUCCCUUCAAAGCUUCGAGGAUCAAUGCUACCUUUUUGAAAUUCACCAUCACCAGGACUGGGCUCACGCUAAUAACGACUGUCAGGCCAAGGGUGGUCAUCUUCUGACAAUCCACUCAUCGAAGGAGCAGAAUUUCAUUAUGUCAACACUAGGGUCUCUAAACUUCGCAGGGAACGGUGUUUGGCUGGGGCUGACGGAUCAGAACACAGAGGGAACCUUUAUCUGGGCUGACGGUAGUCCUGUAGACUUUACGUACUGGGCUAGUGGACAGCCGGCCGGACUGGGAGGGAUAGCAGCCGCACAGGAAGACUGCACCCUAAUGAAAUAUCGCGACUCCGGCCACUGGCACGACUAUCCUUGUUCCUCCAUCUUGUUUAUCCCAGAAAAUUAUGGCUGGGUUUGCAAAUUCAAUAAGCUACCAGAAGUGAUAACUACACCCAAACCUGUUGUUGUAGCGACAACACAUGUAGCGACAACACAAAGUCCAGACAUGGCCACGGUUGUAUAGACAUUGUACAUUAAACUUAUUUGAAAUCAC
This is a messenger RNA of Pecten maximus, 714 nucleotides long. RefSeq names its product echinoidin-like. NCBI's taxonomy places the organism in Eukaryota, Metazoa, Mollusca, Bivalvia, Pectinida, Pectinidae. The record is from RefSeq and is a predicted model, not a curated record. Gene Ontology annotation, molecular function: signaling receptor activity. The transcript is spliced from 4 exons. Bases 70 to 684 code for a protein of 204 amino acids.